This is a messenger RNA of Anopheles coustani, 3750 nucleotides long. RefSeq names its product cell division cycle protein 27 homolog (gene Cdc27). The record is from RefSeq and is a predicted model, not a curated record. NCBI's taxonomy places the organism in Eukaryota, Metazoa, Arthropoda, Insecta, Diptera, Culicidae. The transcript has 5 exons. The coding region runs from base 385 to 3390 and encodes 1001 amino acids. Gene Ontology annotation, molecular function: protein binding. Gene Ontology annotation, biological process: cell division.
AGCAAGUUGGAACAGCUAUCAAAGCCAGCUACAGAUUGAGGAGUGCAUUUUACUUGCAAGCUUUUAACCAAAGCAUCGAACCUUGUGGGUAAUAUUCUCUAUCCUCGCUGUAAGCUGCUGAAGAAAGUAAAUUGUGCACAGUAAAAGAACCCAAGGUGUGAGCACGGGAUUGCGAACUAUAGAACGAAAUAAUGGCUGUUACCGCACUCGAAGCCUAUCUGUUCGUUACGGAGUAAUGUUAUCGAGCCUCACUAUUGUGGCAGCAUAUACGACAGUACUGUGCUGUUAAACAACAAACAUCGGGGAAAGGAACGGUAAAUCGAUUGGCAAACCCAUCUCCACAAAGCACUCGAAAGCCCAUAAACCUAAGCUAGGAAAAUAGUGAUGAUUGUUCAGGAACCGGUGCAGGCCGCAAUUUGGCACUGCUUGAAUCAUUACGACUACCAGGAUGCAACAUUCCUUGCGGAGAGACUUUGUGCAGAAGCGGAAUCCGAGGAAACUAUAUUUCUGCUGGCUACAUGCUACUAUCGUUCCGGUCAAAAACAUCAAGCACACUGGCUGCUUUCGAAAAAGAGCGUCCGUUCGACGCAAUGCCGUUUUCUACUAUCCAAAUGCGCGUUUGAUUUGAAAAAAUACUCCGAGGCCGAAAAUGCACUUAUAAAUGAUGACCACCUCAGGCAGCGGCAUUUGGAUGAAAUUGUGAAAGAGUUUGGAGACAUCGCGUGCUUUGCGCUUGAGUUAGUCUCAAAAAUAUGUCAAAAGACUGAGCGGAGUAAGCUUGCCAAUGAAGCUAGCCGGAAAGCGGUGAAGCUGAAUCCCUUCCUGUGGCAAUCAUUUGGUGAUCUCUGCAACCGUGGCGAAAAGCCAGAUCCAGAUAGUGUGUUUCAGCUGACCAGCACCGAUAUCUUUCAAACGUGCCAGGGGCAUCAGUAUAAUUCGAUGGUUUGGUUCGGCAACGGUUCCACCAUUAUAGAUAGCUCGGACCUGAUCAGCGGCAAUGCAGAUAAUCCAUCGACCCCAAUUGACCAGUGUCUUACGCAAAACCUAAACACACCAAACAAUGUGAACCAUCCGGGAGGGCCUCCCGGAGUCGGUUUAGGUCUUGCACCGUGCGUACAGCCAGUUGGAUUGCAGCAGCAAAAUUCCUCGUACUUUAAUAGUUCCGUCACGUCGAUGCGCGUCGGUGGUGGAAACCUCAGCGUAGACGACCAGACCCCGACGCAUGUGUGCUCCGAUCUGAAUACGCCAUUCCGUAGGCAGCAGUUUAAAUAUUUGUCAGCAAUAAGCCCUUCGACGCCUAGUUUCGGCAUACUGCCGAUUGUCAACACGCCGGACGAACCGGUCGCUUUUCUGCUGACACCGUCGCCUCAGCUACUUGUUACUGGAAGUGGUACGCCUACCGGGCCACCGGUUACCCAACCAACGAUGCAGUUUGCUGCGGGUACGCCGCCACCGCCAGGCCAGGGUUUGAUCGGUGACGGUGCGGCAGGCGAUCAACAAGCCGUGGGUCCAAAUAGAAAAAUAGCCCUUUUGAAUAGCAACAAGAAAAUGCGCCGACAUCAUCACAGCAACCUGGGCACGAUGGGAAACAUCAUCAACCGCAAGCACGAAUCGCCCCAUCAUCCACCGCAGGCGGCCAUUCAAUUGCUUCAGCAACAGAGUACAAACACGAAACCGAUCGUUUUCAGCCAGACAGGAAAUCAAAUAACAACCCCUCGAACCCCGAACACCACCGGCGGGGCGCUCCAGCAGGGUCAAAAUGUGCGCAGAAGUUCGCGACUGUUUAGCAACAGCAACUCGGUCAAGGAAAAUGCCAAGAGUCCGCAGUUGAACAACAAGUUUGUGGCACCCCGGUCGCCUCCGAGGCGCGCCAAGCAGCGCAUUUCAAAGACAAUCAACAACAGCGUCACGACGCUUCUGGAGAACAUCCCGGAAAAGAAGAGUGGCGGUGGCGAUGUGCCGAUAAAAGAGAAAAUAGAAACAAUUACCUCCACGGUGGACGACAGUGCGAGCCUGCUGAACGAGAAGGUCCUGCUGAACAACAGCAUCAACAGUGCACAGAGGAUGGCCCAGCAGGUGCUGCAGAUGAAGAAACAGAGUGCCGACGGGUUGAUGGCUUUGCUGCGCGAGCUCGGCCAUGGCUAUCUGAGGUUGCAAAACUUUGAGUGUGAGAAAGCGAUCGAACACUUCUCGAACGUUCCGCUGCACCACUACGAGAGUAGCUGGGUGAAGAGUAUGAUAGCACUAGCCCAUCACGAGAUGCGCGAGUACGAGUCGGCCGCGCAGGUGUUCCAGGAAAUCCACGAGCGCGAACCGCACCGCUUGCAGUACAUGGAAAUUUACAGCACCGACCUGUGGCAUCUGCAAAAGGAUGUGGCGCUCUCAGCCCUGGCACAAGACCUCAUGGCGCAGGAUAAAACGUCACCCAUCACGUGGUGCGUGGCAGGGAAUUGCUUUUCGGCCCACAAGGAGCACGAGACAGCGAUCAAGUUUUUCUUUCGUGCAAUUCAGGUCGACGAGGAGUUCGCCUACAGCUACGCGCUGCUUGGCCACGAGCUGGUGAUGACCGAAGAGCUAGAAAAGGCACUAUCAAUGUACCGAUUGGCGGUGUUGCAUGAUCCGCGACAUUACAAUGCGUGGUUUGGCAUCGGAACCGUGUUCUGUAAGCAGGAACGGCACGAGCUGGCUGAGCUGCACUAUCGGCGCGCUUUACAGAUCAAUCCGCGGAACUCGGUCAUUAUGGUACAUAUUGCCGUGAUGCAGUUUUUCCUGCGCAAGACCGACCAAGCUAUACGGACGUUGAAUGGAGCGAUCGCCUUGGACCCGAAGAAUCCGCAGUGCAAAUUUCAGCGCGGCUCAAUGUUCUUCAUGCUGGGCCGAUAUCACGAGGCGCUCAAAGAGUUGGAAGAACUGAAGCAGAUCGUGCCAAAGGAAGCGAUGGUGUACUACUUGAUGGGGAAGAUCCACAAGAAACUAGGCAAUGUCGAUCUGGCGCUCAUGCACCUAAGCUGGGCCACCGACCUGGGCUCCAAGGGAGCGAACAACCAGAUAAAGGACAACUUUGAUUCCAUCAUACGUACGCAAGAUGGGGAUAUCAGCACCGUGGAGGGACCCGGCGUUAGUGGUGACCCGGCUGUGGCGGCAGAAGAAGGAUCCGCUGAAGCAGGCCCAUUGCGGGACGAUGAUAACGGCCGAAGGGAUGAUCAGGUGGACGGUAGUGCGGUGGUAGGAAGCAGACACGAUCCCGAAGUCGGAAGUAGUAGUAUCGAUCCGGACUAUUCGUUCGGUAUUGAACAGGUUUCUAGCGAUGAUUCCACAGCCGCUGUCAGUAUGCGAAAUGAGUCGCUGGAUAUAAUAGCAAAUAAUUUUUAUGACAGUGAUAGCUACUAGGUGUACAACUAGAUUCGGGGCUCUCUAGCGUAGGCGGGGAGUUCCUUCGGUUCUUACACCAGUCAUCUACGAGUCAUAAGCGAACGCUGCUGCUGCCUCAAAAGCGUGUGAUCAAAUGUAGCAUACUAAUCACGGUAAAUGCGUAAAUUUCUUUGUAUGUUGCCCACGUUUCCCUUAUAUCUCUGUGUCUUGGAAUCUGUGUUUUCUAGUAAUCUAUUCACCGUCUGAACAUGUAUAUGGAUUUAAGUCAUUUUUUUCUUUCUGUUAUUCCUUUUUUAUAGUAAGUUUCAGGUUAUAACCAAUUCAGUUUAUGUAAACCCACCAAAAUAUAUAAAAAAUUAAUAAAGUGCCGGAAUAUCA